GUUGAGGUUGUGCUGACGACAAGGUGUCAUCAGACGCUCGUCCGCUCGGCACUCGGCAGGUUGUUGAGUGAGGCGCCGAGGAGAGGAGGCCAGAAACCCACCAAGACCCAAGACCACAGCCACGGCACGCGAUGCGACCCACGCUGAAGCACAUCCUGACGAAGGGGGUUCUGGGGGCGGCGACGAAACCCCCCCGCAGGUCGCAGAUCACGCUGACUGCCGAGGAGGCGCGCCCUUUGGAGGCUGUGCCGGGCCCCGCGCGAUGGCCUGUGCUCGGCUCCCUGCCUGCGCUUCUAACGCAUCCCGCCGCGAACAGGAACCGCCUUUACCUCCUGACCGACGCCCUCUUUCGCGAAUACGGUGACAUCUUCCGGGUCCAUCUGCCGGGUCAGCCUCCGUUGGUGUUUGUCUGUCACCCGGAUGACAUCGAGCAAGUUCACAGGGCGAACUUUGACCUCCCCCACCGGGACUUCUUCGUCAGUUACGGUCACGUGAGGGCGCGGCAGAGCUUCUUCAGGAAGGGCCAGACUGGUGUCUUUACCGAACACGGCGAGGAGUGGUUGAGAGUGAGGAAGCGAGUCCAGCCGUACACGUCGAGGAUGAAGAAUGUUUCCUCUUACGUCCACCAGAUGGACUCAGUGACGCAGGAUUUCAUCGCGAGGUGGGCCACCCUGAGAAAUGACGAGGAGGAGCUUCCCGAGGACUUCCUCCACCAGCUGUUCCAGUGGGCAUUGGAGUCCCUAGGUCUUGUGACGCUCAACAAGCGCCUGGGGUAG
Molecule: messenger RNA, 776 nt
Organism: Penaeus indicus
Lineage: Eukaryota; Metazoa; Arthropoda; Malacostraca; Decapoda; Penaeidae
Product: probable cytochrome P450 49a1
Exons: 6
Coding region: 132-776 (214 amino acids)
Molecular function (GO): oxidoreductase activity, acting on paired donors, with incorporation or reduction of molecular oxygen; iron ion binding; heme binding
Source: RefSeq, a predicted model, not a curated record